GCUAUUUUUCGUGGUUGCAUUUGUAAACUUAGUAAAUUCAUCGGAGAGGUUAAAUAAAAACUAUUGAGGCAUUACCAACUUGUAUUAAGCUUGUUUAUGUCGAAUGCAGUAAUGAAAUAAGAAGCAACAUAUAGAAUUCCUUCGCAAAUCUAUAUAUUGAUUCUCUUUCCUAAUCUAUUUUUGAACAAUCAACCAUCUACUCCUUUUAUAUCGUAUCUUCGGUUUAUUUUAUUAUUUCGUUCAUAUUUAAAGUCGGUACUAAAAGGGAAAAGUCUCAAAUAUGGUUACGAAGCGAAUAACCUUUCGAUCAAAAGACAAGGAGGUACGGAAAACCAAUGACAGUUCAAUUCUUUCAAAAGCAUCAGUCGAAAAAUGUUGCUACCCAGGGUUUAAUAAAGAGCACAGCUACUACAAGCCGUUUAUUACUAAAACUCCUAGGAGAUCGCCGAGCGUAAACCGAGGUUAUUGGACUCGUUGUAUAGCGAUUAGGUAUGCUGUUCAAAAAUUUGUUGAAAAAAAAGGCGGAAAACCGAAAGCUAUUGUGAAUCUGGGAGCAGGAUACGAUCCACUAGCUUUGCAGCUUCUAAAUUCUUACAAUGGUCAAAGCGCCGAAGACAUCGUGUUUUACGAUGUCGAUUAUCCAGAGUCUAUCGAAAAUAGGGUGAACAUGAUAAUGUCUGAUGAUUUUCUUCAGGGAAUAAUCUAUAAAAAUGAUUCUGAAAUUGAAGUACAUACCGAGAUUCAUACCAAAAACUAUCACACGGUCGGUUGUAACUUGAAAGAAUUAGAUCUUCUUCACAAGAAGUUAGAGGAAUGCGGUCUUGACUAUAAUAACACCUCAAUACUUUUCAUUUCUGAAGUUGCUGCAGUUUAUAUGCCUGUCAGUGCCUCAAAUUCACUAGUCAAAUGGAUGUCUCAAUUUCCAGAUGCUCAUUCUUGCUUUUUAGAACAGAUUGCCCCUGCUGGGUUUAGUCAUCCGUUUGCCAAAGUCAUGGUUAAACACUUUAAUGAAUGGGGCUCCCCGCUGCAUGGUCUUGCCGUAUACCAUAGUUUAGAAGCUUUAAAAUGCAGAUGGGCAAAGCUGGGCUGGGAACACGUAGAAGUGUUCGAUGUUUGCACCUUCUGGAAUUUCUUAUUGAGCGAAAAAUAUCGCAUAGAAUGUGAACAAACCGAACCUUUUGAUGAAUGGGAAGAGUUCUACUUCUUUCUUCAACAUUAUAGUAUACAACAUGCCAGCAGUUCUAUGAGUCAAAUGUAUAAUAUGGUCGAACAUCCUAAUCCUUAUAUGCAAUAUUAUCGUUACCAAAUCAAUGGAAAUGAAAUCUCACCGGUUCACUGUCGAACACAGCUAUCGAAGAAGCGUAUGAAACUCACUACGGUUGCAACCGAAAUAAAGGAAGCUCUUCCCACUUGCCGAUCUGCUGCGAUAGGUGUUUCUGAAAGCGGUAUAUUGUUUCAAGGAGGCUUAUCACCAUCUGGUCGUUCUGACUCUGCGUUUCUUAUAACCGAAAAGCAAAAUGUGAAAGAUAUUUCUAGUAGUGAAGUGCGUCCUCGUGUAAGCCAUGCGAUAAUACCAGUAAAUAAUGGAGACUAUAUGCUCAUAGGAGGCAGAGAAUCGCCAAAUAAGGCUCUUGAUUCUUGUUACCUAUACUCAAAUGGGUAUUGGAAACAAGAGGCAUCUUUACCUUAUCCAGCUUUUCGUGUCUCAACUACAAAAUUAAAUUAUGAAAAUAAAGCUUAUGUUUUACUUCAGGCUGGAAAACCACAUGGUGGUUGGCUUAUUUGGUCGGAGCAAGCGAAGCAAUGGUCUCAAGUUCGUUGUUCAGAACCGGCUUUAAGUAAGAGUUGGGGUUCGUGCAUUCAUUAUUCUUCAGAGUUACAAUGUGGAAUUUUAAUGGGCGGUAUGGAUAAACAAAAUCAUCCUAUCGAGGAUGUUUGGGAAUGGAAACUUGAAAAACAGAAGGAUCACUUCGAACUGGGUUUUUCACCUUGGAAUUUGAGGGAGGAUUUGAAAGUUUUGCUUGCACGGGUCAAUAGUAAUCUCGUAACUUUCAAGAACAAUAGUACUAAACCGGUGAUCAUUGGUGGGGCAGGCUUAUUUAAAACAAUGAGAUGGGAAGAGGAAGCAUUUGUCAUAAAUAUGGUUGAUCGGCAGAUUGAAAACGUUUGUCUAGAAGAAAGUGUUUCAAGACAGGUUUUAGUCUCUUGUCAAUGCUGCAGUUUUGGUAAUCUCUUGUAUGUUUUUGGGGGCGGUUGCGUAUGCUUUUCUUUUGGAUCUUUUAUUAAUGAAAACGUUCAUUGUUUUGAGAUUUCUGAGCAAUAGAUUUUUUGGAAUUUAGGUCAAAUUUAAUAUUUUUGUUAAUAAUUACUUGAUUUAAGAAGCUUAGAGAUAAUUGUUAUCCUUUUACGUAUCCUAAAUUUUAAACCCAACUUUCUAUGAAG
Molecule: messenger RNA, 2442 nt
Organism: Schizosaccharomyces octosporus yFS286
Lineage: Eukaryota; Fungi; Ascomycota; Schizosaccharomycetes; Schizosaccharomycetales; Schizosaccharomycetaceae
Product: leucine carboxyl methyltransferase
Exons: 1
Coding region: 281-2323 (680 amino acids)
Biological process (GO): wybutosine biosynthetic process; tRNA methylation
Molecular function (GO): tRNA methyltransferase activity; protein binding
Source: RefSeq, a predicted model, not a curated record